This is a messenger RNA of Motacilla alba alba, 401 nucleotides long. RefSeq names its product very long-chain specific acyl-CoA dehydrogenase, mitochondrial-like. The transcript has 5 exons. Lineage: Eukaryota; Metazoa; Chordata; Aves; Passeriformes; Motacillidae. The record is from RefSeq and is a predicted model, not a curated record. The annotation marks the transcript as partial.
AUGGCGGGAAACCGUGCCCCGCGCGCCGAGGCCACGCCCACGGCCGUGACCUUGUGUGAGGGGAAGGGGGGGGGCGUGGGGACACCCCGGGGACACCCCCGGGAUUAUCGCGACAGCGGCGACAGCGACAGCGGCGACAUGGCCGGGCUGGGGAUGGGAGCGGGGCUGCGGCUGCUGCGGCGGAUCCCGCCGGGAUUUGGGGGGUCCCGGCUGCAGAGGAGGCACAAGGCACAGGCCGUGCUCCCCAAAACUGGAACCACCACGGCCACGGCAGCCCCCCAAAAAGCCCAGAGCAGCCUCGAGGAAUCCAAAUCCUUCGCUGUGGGGAUGUUUUUGGGGCGCCUGAACGCGGAGCAGGUGUUCCCCUACCCCUCAGGUGAGGACACCCCAAAAUUUAUGGG